Molecule: messenger RNA, 655 nt
Organism: Melitaea cinxia (Glanville fritillary)
Lineage: Eukaryota; Metazoa; Arthropoda; Insecta; Lepidoptera; Nymphalidae
Product: ceramide synthase 3-like
Exons: 2
Coding region: 173-481 (102 amino acids)
Source: RefSeq, a predicted model, not a curated record
UGUAUGGAUGACGGUCGUUGUCGUUCAGUGACUAGUGUUUGACGUUCCAUGUUAGACUUCGAUCACGAUUGGGUUUAUUUAUUGCGUGAUUUUUUUAUUUUGUUUAUCAAUAUCUGACAGUGAGUUAAUGACUUAAAUAUAGUGAAAUAUUAUAUUUAGUUUAGUGUUGAAAAUGUUGCGUGCGUUGUUAAAUAAAUUUUGGGACGAGGAUGUCUGGCUGCCGCCGAAUACAACUUGGGAAGAUAUAACUCCAGGGCCAGACAAGGCAGUGGUAUAUACUGAUUACAGGCAUCUUCUAUACCCGAUACCCUUGGCUUUCGUGCUAAUACUCCUGCGGCAUAUGUUAGAAAAAUAUUGGUUUGCACCAUUCGGAAAAUCAUUAGGUAUUAAGAACACAAGACCAAAGAAAGCACCGAAUAAUCCAAAAUUAGAAGCUGCUUAUAUUGAAUGCCCGAAAAUAAAACACAAACAAGUAAGUUAAAUUUAAUUUCCAUAUUAAAAAAAAAAUAAAUCAUUUGAAGAAGCUAGAACAGGAAUGUAUAUAUUACUAAUUGUUAUUAAUGUGUUAUUCGAAAUAUAACUGAAAAUGAGAACUAUAAUCAAUAAGGUUUUAUGCAAAAAAGAAAAAAGAAAAAAUAUCUUACAUAAAUGAAUA